AUGUUCUCUGUCAGUAAACUUAUAUGCCUGCUUGGCUUGGCCAGCACUUCACUUUGCCAAAAUGUCACAAAUUCCACAUUGCCCUACGCAUUCGGCAUGAUAGUCUUCCCUGGCUUCCAAGCCCUCGAUGUUUUCGGUCCCCUAGACGCACUGAACGUCCUUGCGUUUACAACCAAAAUAAAUCUCACAGUCAUCGCCGACACACUCGAUCCCGUAUCGACCAAUAAAGUCUCUUGGACUAAUAGCUCUGUCGGUGCUACGUUUGGAGAGACAAUUCUUCCAAGCCACACAUUCGCUACAGCACCACCACUUGAUGUCUUGAUUAUCCCUGGAGGUUUGGGAACAAGAGCACCGGGAACGGGAUUAGAUACUACAAUUGCCUUCAUCAAGGACCGUUAUCCUGCCGUCAAGUAUCUGAUCAGUGUCUGUACCGGUGCUGGUGUUGUUGCGAGGGCGGGUGUAUUGGAUGGGAAGUGUGCAACUACGAAUAAACUAGCUUGGGCAACUACUACUCCUUGGGGCCCAAAAGUUAAAUGGGUUGCGCAAGCUAGAUGGGUACAAGAUGGAAACAUUUGGACAUCUUCUGGAGUAUCUGCUGGAAUCGAUGUGACCAUCGCAUGGAUUGCGGCUGUCUUUGGAGAAGCAAAAGCUGUUGCUGUUGCCAACGGAAUGGAAUACCACAGACAGAAUAAUUCAACGGAUGAUCCGUUUUCUGCUUUAUACGGCUUGACCAACGCGAAGAAUUCAACGAACCAGGAGGUGGAUAGAUGCUAG
Cadophora gregata is the source of this 774-nucleotide messenger RNA. RefSeq lists its product as uncharacterized. The transcript is spliced from 3 exons. Lineage: Eukaryota; Fungi; Ascomycota; Leotiomycetes; Helotiales; Ploettnerulaceae. The record is from RefSeq and is a predicted model, not a curated record. Bases 1 to 774 code for a protein of 257 amino acids.